Labeo rohita (rohu) is the source of this 5094-nucleotide messenger RNA. It is a transcript of the gene mid2, whose product is annotated as midline 2. The transcript is spliced from 11 exons. Gene Ontology annotation, molecular function: zinc ion binding; protein binding. The record is from RefSeq and is a predicted model, not a curated record. Bases 409 to 2565 code for a protein of 718 amino acids. NCBI's taxonomy places the organism in Eukaryota, Metazoa, Chordata, Actinopteri, Cypriniformes, Cyprinidae.
CGGGUGAGGGAGGGAUGAGAGCUAGGCUAUUCCCGUGGGAUGAUCACGUGUCCGUGGGGAGUAGUUGUGUGUGGAGCCAGUGGAAUAGGAGGUGUAGCGUCAAGCGCGUCGUUCAGACUUGAUUGUUACAGUAAGGAAGCUGUCAACACAGAGCCGACUGUAUUUGCGCGUGUUUAUUGCUUUGCUUGAAGCGAAUGAAAAUGCACGUGGGGAUUGAGGAUCUGGCAAUAGAUUUCCAUAAACUUCUACGCGCAUCACAAUCGCAACAAACACUCUCAGCGUAAUAUCAACGCUACUGUUUACUAUUGCAACAAGAUACGCGAAAUACAACGGACUGUCACUGCAAACCAAGGUGACUGACCAGCUUCUGUGGGAUUUGAUGUCACCUUUAGAUCGGUUCAACUGAAGAUGGAAACACUGGAGUCCGAGCUGACGUGUCCAAUCUGCCUGGAAUUGUUUGAGGACCCCCUUCUGCUGCCCUGCGCCCACAGCCUGUGCUUCAACUGUGCCCACCGCAUCCUGGUCUCGCACUGCUCCAGCACCAAGCCUCUCGAGUCCAUCUCCGCCUUCCAGUGCCCCACCUGCCGCUACGUCAUCACGCUCAAUCAGCGCGGCCUGGAGGGCCUGAAGCGCAAUGUGACGCUGCAGAACAUCAUCGACCGCUUCCAGAAGGCCUCCGUCAGCGGGCCCAACUCCCCCAACGAGAGUCGCCGGCCGCGACCCUACAGCGCCACGCUCGGCGGGAGCGCGAGGGGCAGCCCCGCCAGUAGCGCCAUGUCCCUAGAGCGUGUCGGCUGCCAGUUCUGCGAUCAGGAGCCCCCGCGGGAGGCCGUCAAAACAUGCGUGACGUGCGAGGUGUCGUACUGCGACCGCUGCCUGCGGGCCACGCACCCCAAUAAGAAACCCUUCACCAGCCAUCGUCUGGUGGAGCCGGUGGCGGACGCUCAGCUGCGUGGGCUGGCCUGCCUGGAACAUGAGAACGAGAAGGUGAACAUGUACUGCGUGGUGGACGACCAGCUGAUAUGCGCUCUCUGCAAGCUGGUGGGACGGCACCGCGAGCAUCAGGUCACCUCGCUUAGCGAUCGCUUCGACAAGCUCAAGGCUUUUCAAGUGAGCCCUGCCAGAGUUUCUGAAGCGGUUAUGGAGGCAUCAAAGACAAGCGCCGCGCAAACCUUGGAGAAUAACUUAACCAAUCUGGUGAAGAGGAACAGUGAGCUGGAGAACCAGAUGGCCAAACUCAUCCAGAUUUGUCAACAGGUUGAGGUGAACACAGCCAUGCAUGAAGCCAAGCUGGUGGAGGAGUGUGAUGAAUUGGUGGAGAUAAUUCGCCAGAGGAAACAGGUCAUUGCUGUCAAGAUCAAAGAGUCCAAGGUGAUGAAGUUGAGGAAGCUGGCCCAGCAGAUUGCGAACUGCAGACAGUGUCUGGAGCGCUCGAGUGCCCUCAUCACACAGGCUGAGCACAGCCUGAAGGAGAACGACCACGCCCGCUUCCUCCAGACGGCCAGGAAUGUGGCUGAGAGAGUUGCCAUGGCCACCGCCUCCUCCCAGGUCCUCAUCCCAGACGUCAAUCUGAACGAGGCUUUUGACAAUUUUGCCCUUGAUUUCUCCAGAGAAAAGAAAAUUCUGGAAGGACUGGAUUAUUUGACAGCACCCAACCCUCCGUCUAUACGUGAAGAGCUCUGCACAGCCUCGCAUGACACCAUCACAGUGCACUGGACCUCUGAAGAUGAAUUCAGCGUCACCUCCUAUGAGCUUCAGUACACCAUCUACACUGGACAGACCAACUUCAUCAGUCUGUAUAACUCUGUAGAUAGCUGGAUGAUCGUGCCCAAUAUCAAGCAGAAUCACUACACAGUCCACGGCCUGCAGAGCGGCACCCGUUACAUCUUUUUCGUCAAGGCUAUCAACCAGGCAGGCAGCAGAAACAGCGAACCUGCUCGACUCAAAACCAAUAGUCAGCCUUUUAAACUCGACCCCAAAACAGCCCAUAAGAAGCUGCGUCUUUCCAAUGACUGUCUGACCAUGGAGAAGGAUGAAAGCUCCCUGAAGAAAAGUCACACUCCGGAACGCUUCAGCGGAACCGGAUCUUACGGUGCCGCCGGCAAUGUCUUCAUCGACAGCGGCUGCCAUUAUUGGGAGGUUUUACUGGGAGCCUCCACAUGGUACGCUCUUGGUGUGGCUUACAAGUCAGCACCCAAAAACGAAUGGAGCGGCAAAAACUCGUCAUCUUGGGUUUUCUCACGCUGCAACAACAACUUCCUGGUGCGGCACAACAACAAGGAGUCGAUCGUGGAGGCGUCGCUACAGCUGCGCAGGGUCGGGGUGCUGCUGGACUACGACAACAACACCCUGUCCUUCUACGACGCCAUGAACUCCCAGCACAUAUACACUUUUGACGUUUCCUUCCUGCUUCCAGUGGCUCCCACCUUCAUGAUCUGGAACAAGUCGUUGAUGAUCAUGUCAGGGCUGCCCGUGCCUGACUUCGUGGACUGCAGCGAGCAGCAAGAGGGCAUCUGCCGCCAACAGGAUUCGCCCUAUGUGUCUGGAAUGAAGAGCUGCCACUGAAUAUCCUACGAGCUGAUUAUUCCAGAAGGUUUCUUAGCCUUUCGUCUUCUCCUGGUUUUCAGAACUGGGCUAAAGUUGGAUCUUUAGUUGUUCCUGGUCACAUUAAUGAGCAUUUUAGCGAGUGGAUUAUGAGCUCUCAGAUUUAAAGCGGGAAAUUGUAAAUUAUUUAUGACUAAACGUUGGUUUGCUUUUUUGUCAGUUUUAAUGUAUCCCUAAAAGCACUUUUUAGAGUUGAAUUUGUUGCCCCUGUGUGUAAAAAGCCUUGCUAACUUGAGACAGGGUUGGACUUCCUUUUGGACCGAAUAUAGUGGAUUAUGUUAGGAUGACAAUUUGGUGUUUCUAAUAAGGGUUACAUUUAUUAUCUGAUGGGUCUAUAACACACUUUUCAUAUUCAGGGAGAAAAGAUGAUUCUUUGGUUUAAAAUAUGUCUGAAGAUGGCAUGAUAUGUAUUUCCUCUGUGAUUUUGACUCACUAUCUCAGUUUCUGGUUCUGUUUUUUGUGAACAGCAUGAGGCACAAGUUCCCCAGGUGUUUUUAACAUGUAUCUUUAAUAAUUGAUAUAUGAUGUAUCACAAAAAUCCCAUCUGUGCAGGUGUUCGUCCAUUGACACACAUUUAAAAAAAUGAAUCUCGCAAUCGUAAUGCAUAUAUAUCACAUCCAUUCAAAAAUAUUUGAAAGAUUGGCAAAAACGCUUAUUUCAUCCGUUUAACAUUCAAAUGUGCAUCCAAAGCAAAUACAGUCUAGUAGAUUUAUUUUCUUAAUGGCUGUUAUGAAUCUUAAACGAUCUUCCGCAGUGUGAUGUUCAGGGCUGUAAUAAGGACACCCAGUCUUGGGUUCGGAUAAAGACAAUCACUUGUGCUAGUGCAGGCAAAAAAAAAAGGUGUGUAGCAAGAGAUCUUUGCAAUAGCAUGCUAAACUUGAGAUGCUUCCCCAAAAAGUGGUUUGUAUCCAUUUGGCUCAAUGUAAAUAACCAGAUUGGGAAGUAUUCGUACUACUGACGCCACUGUUUACUGACGCUGCAGGUUUUGCUUUGUGUCGGUGGGGUUUUCUCUUUGCUCUGCUGAAUGUACAUGUUUGCUUUGGUUCUUUUUAUAUCUUUCUGAUUGAAAGCACAGAGCAUUUUACCAUUGCAUCCACUUUGCAAGCACAGGAAAUAAGCAAAUCCUCCUGUUACAUCUGCGCUUAACAUCCCUACAAAAAUAUAGAGAGGAUUCGCUAAGUUGCAUGCACUGAUAGCAUUGUGUUGGAACCGAUGCAAAAUGACAUUCAUCCAACACACUCAUGACAAUUCGUAGCUAUUUUACGUUUUCUCAUAAGAUCAGAUUGCAUUUACCUCACUUCUGAUGGUUUUUCCAGCAUCCUUCAUCUCAGCAUCGGUCUGUAUACUUGAAGCUAGUGUCAAGUCACAUACUAGAGCCCCUCAAUUACGGAUGUCAGACUCUUUUCCCACCAUGAACGUGAAGUUUAAUCUGUGACUGAAUGAUAUAUUAAUGGUGUAGUAGAGCAAUAAUGAACUUAGCAUUUACAGUAUAAUGAUUUCCGACCAAUUACAUGAAGUUCUUGAGUCUCAAACUUGAUCUUUUUUUUGUCUCUGGCAAUAAAGGUUUAUCUGAAUGCCAUAAUGAGACAGUUUUAAACUGAUGGAGCUUUUUUAGUGAGUUCCACACUGCUGAAAGUGCAGCUAGUAUGGGUAAUGUGUGACACAGCAACGUCAAAUCAUUGUCAGUGGGUUUCCUACAUAACCCUGAGAUGUCCACUACUGCACUGUCCCUCCGUCUCAUUUCAUUCAGUCACACUGUUGUCAGUUCUGUUGUCGCUGUCAAUGCAGCAGUCGCUGUCAUGUGUCUUGGUCUCACAUUCUGACAGUCUUGAGUGCAACCCUGCAUGCUAAACAGAGCAAGAGGACAUGUAUCGCAGAAAGUCUUCGACAUUUCCAUUGAUCAUUACUGAUAUCCAUAAGCAAAUCUUGAGGAAUUGUUUGAGAUUUGCUCUUUUCAGGUCACUAUGUGAAAGCUCAUUUUAAAGCUAAAAGGUAAACGUGAGGAGCUCGAAAGCAGAACUCACGAGUCUAUUUGUUCAAGUGCGAUUCACUGGGUCACUGCAUGACGAUCCGGCUCGAAGCAUUUCCUGUGAUAUUCUCUGCUGUUUUAUAUAAACAUUUUUUUAUGAGAAAUGUCCAGGAAAGAAACUGUUAUGGCAUAUCAGGUUUCCAGUUAGGCGUGCUUUUCUUCGCAUUUAAGACUGAUGAACUAAUUACAUUUCUGUUUUCAAGCAAUUGUUUUUACAUUUCUGAACAACAAAAAAAUAUAUAAAAGAACCGAAUCCUCUUCUUUGAUAUUUCCGUCUUUAUUAUGUGCUCAAGCAGCUGUGUGUUCAUCAACAUAAUGCUCCUGUUUCAAUAGAUAUAACUUAGCAAAAAAAAGAAUGUAAAUCAUAGGAGGAAAUAUAUAUUAUAUAAAAAUUGUAUAAUAUACAAAAAAGUAUAUAUAUGAGCUAUUGUUAUUUAUGUGAGUCCAAAUAAAAGUCUGAU